Messenger RNA from Epinephelus moara (kelp grouper), 2495 nucleotides. RefSeq names its product aminopeptidase like 1 (gene npepl1). Gene Ontology annotation, molecular function: metalloaminopeptidase activity; manganese ion binding. Lineage: Eukaryota; Metazoa; Chordata; Actinopteri; Perciformes; Serranidae. Bases 75 to 1646 code for a protein of 523 amino acids. Gene Ontology annotation, biological process: proteolysis. Gene Ontology annotation, cellular component: cytoplasm. The transcript is spliced from 12 exons. The record is from RefSeq and is a predicted model, not a curated record.
AUGCUAGUGAACGACAGCAGUCCGUCCACUGUAACAUUACCGUCAGCUAGCUGUCUUUCUAGCUAGACACAAACAUGGCGAAUGUGGUACUGGAGUUUAAGGCUUCAGCCGGUGACUCCGAGCCACAGAGUCGCCCUGUCCUGUUCAUCGGACAGCUGCCCAACCUGCAGAAAGUCGGCUGGAGCCAAAUUAAAGGAAAACUGCAGCCGGUCGUUAGCAAAGAGAUCUGGCAGGCAGCUCUCGGCGCUUUGAACCCGAACCCCACGGACAGCUGCCCUCUGUACCUCAACCAUGCUGUGGUGGCUGCCCUUCCUUCACGGGUCAGCAGGCACAACAGCCAGUCCUCUGCUCACUUUGUGUCCCGUCUGGUCCGUUCCUGCCUGCCUGGGGGGAACAACCGCUGCAUUGUGAUGGUGUGUGAGCGUCCAGAUAUGUUUGCGUCCGCCUGUGCCGUCGCCAGGGCCUUCCCCCAAUUCUCUCGCCGCUCCUCGUCUUCACGCAGGGCAGAGAAGAAACAUGUCGCUGUAGAGUUUUUGAUUGUUGGGCAAGAGAGCAGUCCUUUGGAUGUAGCAGAACUUGAGUGUCUCACCAACGCUGCUCACGGAGUGCGGAUGGCAGCUCGGAUUGUGGACACACCGUGCAAUGAGAUGAAUACAGAUCACUUCUUGGAUGAGAUCAAGGCUGUGGGAACUGACCUUGGAAUAACUCCAGUGAUCGUUCGUGGAGAGGAGCUGAAACAAAGAGGAUUUGGAGGCAUUUAUGGAGUUGGCAAGGCAGCAGAGCAUCCUCCUGCAUUAGCAGUCCUAAGCCACACACCAGAAGGUGCAACCCAAACCAUCGCAUGGGUGGGCAAGGGCAUCGUGUACGACACUGGAGGACUCAGCAUCAAGGGAAAGACCACAAUGCCAGGGAUGAAGAGAGACUGUGGUGGAGCUGCUGCCAUUUUGGGAGCUUUCAGAGCUACUGUCAAACAGGGCUUUAAGGAUAACCUCCAUGCAGUGUUCUGCCUGGCAGAGAAUGCAGUUGGACCUACGGCCACACGUCCUGAUGAUAUCCACACUCUCUACUCUGGAAAGACAGUGGAGAUCAAUAACACUGAUGCCGAGGGCAGGCUGGUGCUGGCAGAUGGAGUAGUGUAUGCCAGCAAAGACCUGUCAGCUGACAUUAUUCUGGACAUGGCCACACUGACGGGGGCACAGGGGAUCUCCACAGGGAAGUACCAUGCAGCUGUGAUGACUAACAGUGAGCAGUGGGAGGUUGCGUGUGUGCGCGCCGGCCGCAGCAGUGGAGAUCUCGCUCAUCCUCUGGUGUAUUGCCCCGAGCUGCACUUCAGCGAGUUCACCUCUGCCAUGGCGGACAUGAAGAACUCUGUGGCAGACCGAGAGAACGCCCAGAGCUCCUGCGCCGGCCUCUUCAUUGGUUCCCACUUGGGCUUUGAUUGGCCUGGUGUCUGGGUCCAUGUUGAUAUCGCCUCUCCUGUCCAUGCUGGGGAGCGUGCCACAGGAUUUGGUGUUGCUUUGCUAAUGGCCCUGUUUGGCCAGGCAUCCGAUGACUCCAUGCUGAACCAAGUGUCUCCUCUGGGUGCAGCCACCAACAUGUCUGAAGACCAGAUGGAGCGCGACUGCAAGAGACGAAGACUGGUGUAGGACACAUGCCACGGUUUACUCCCCAAACCCUGACCGCUCCGCUGCCUCCACACACCGAAACCGUUGAAACAAGUGCUCAUCCGGUUAGAAUUAAAACAUUUUAAACUGUGAUCCUGUGUUUGAUUAAAUUUCACUGAAUAAAACAGUUAAUCAAAAGUAAAUCAGGUGUGUUAUACAUGAUGAAACACAGGCCUUCAUUUGUCCUCAUGACUUGGAACUUGCUGCACUGAUCAACUCCGUAGCUUCUCCAUCUUUCAGUUGCUCUUGAGGAAGAUGCAUUGAUUAUCAUGAAAUCUGAAAAAAGCAGGUGGUCUAUCUUCAUGUCAGAUUAAUUAACCAAUCUUAAUUUUGUCCAGCAGUUAUUCUUUAUAAAUGUUUAUAUUUUACGUUGUCAGUACACCUAAUGUCAGUUCAAAGUUUUACCUCAUAAAACCUUGUUUUUUAAAUAUCCACCUCAUCUGCAAGCAUUGUUGUACGUUGAUACUUUGAUGCAAAUCAAGGAUUAUACAUUAUUAUACAUGUCGUCUUUGUGAAAAAUACUGCAUCAGGAUCAGCAAAGCUAAAGUUUUCUGUUUUGGUAACCACUGCACUUUGUACUCACCCUGUGUAUAGUUGGAUUGUGUGAUCUCUGGACCAAACUGAGGAGUGAGUGCGUACUGCGGUUUUUAACAGUUUCACAACGGUGUCAGAUGAGUAACCGACAGGCAGUGCCACAAUAUGCUUUGUCAGCACAAAACACACAAGAUGUUAAGUGUAACUUCAAGUAUUAGACAAAAUCCAGCAAAAGUAUGAUGUUUUUCCACUCUUGUGACAAUCAUGUUGUCCUUCAAUAAAGGCGGUGCCAUCUCA